AUGUCAACAACGGUAUCGCCCACUAGCACAAUCACUGCUACCACUACCGUUACAACUACUGGCAAGCCACCAGUAACCUCGACCAUUGCCUCGACUACGGCCACUACAGCCACUACGACGGCCACGACGAUUGCAACAACUACUAGCAAGCCACCAGUCACGACCACUGCCUCCACCGUCGCAACCACUGCUUCCACCACGGCCUCUACCACUGCCUCAACUACCAGCAAGCCACCAGUGACGACCACUGCUUCCACUGUCGCCACCACUGCUUCCACGACAGCUUCUACCACUGCCUCCACUACCAGCAAUCCACCAGUCACGACAACUGCCUCCACCGUCGCCACAACUGCCUCCACCACCGCCUCGACCACUGCGUCAACCACUAGCCAGCCACCAAUCACGACCACAGCCUCUACCACCGCCACCACUGCUUCUACCUCAGUCACAACUACCGCUUCAACAACAGGUAUCCCCGAGGAGAAGAAGAAACUUACUUUGUCCGUCUUCAUUGACUCCAACAAGAAUGGUGCCAGAGACGCCACAGAGCUGCCCGCCUGGGACUUUAUCGGCAAUAUCACAAAGAAGGAUGGCACGCUCGUUCAACCAAUCGACUUGAAGAGCAACGACGGCAAGUGGAGUACCAUGCUCGCUCCUGGUGACUACUGCAUCAAGCUUGACCAUGUCAGCCGCCACUGGAUCUCAGGACCAGUUGGCACCGACAACAAGUUCGUCGAUGGCAAGUACUGCUUCACAAUGCCCAGCAAGGACCUGAAUGUACCCUACGGAGUCGUCGCCAGUCCUUUGCCAAAGCUAAGUGUUGAGGUCUUCAUCGAUCGCAACCAGAAUGGUGCCAAGGAUGCUGGUGAGCAACCCGCAUGGGACUUUAUUGGCAACAUCACCAAGAAGGAUGCUUUGACCGAUACCAAGUUCAWCAACGGAGCCAAGGAUGCCGGAGAGGCACCUGCCUGGGACUUUAUUGGCAACAUCACCAAGAAGGAUGGCACCCUCGUCCAAAAGAUUGACUUGAAGAGCCAAGAUGGCAAGUGGAGCACCAACCUUGAGCCAGGCGACUACUGUGUCAUCCUGCAUCAUGAGACAAAAUGGAUCUCAGGCCCCCUUGGCACUGACAACAAGUUCUCCAACGAUAAGUACUGCUUCACGAUGGGCACCACCGACAUGACCGCCAUGUACGGCGCCAUUGGCAGGGACGACCAGAAGGUCAACCUAGAGAUCUUCAUUGACCGCAACCAGAAUGGUGCCUUGGACGCUGGUGAGGCACCUGCCUGGGACUUUGUUGGCAACAUCACCAAGAAGGAUGGCACUUUGGUUAUGCCAAUCGAUGUCAAGAGCACGGACGGCAAGUGGAGCAGCAUCCUAUCGCCUGGCGACUACUGUAUGAACCUGGAGCACAAGACACUAUGGGUCUCAGGUCCAGUUGGAACAGAUAACAAGUUCGUUGAUGGCAAGUACUGCUUCACCAUGCCAGUUGGACAGCUCAACAUCAAGGCCGGAGUCAUACCCAAGGCCCCUCUAAGCCUCGAGAUCUUUAUUGACACCAACUCGAACGGAGCAAAGGAUGCCGAUGAGAAGCCAGCAUGGGACUUUGUUGGCAACAUCACCAAGAAGGAUGGCACCUUGGUUCAGCCCAUCAACAUCAAAUCCAACGACGGCAAGUGGACCACCAAGCUGGAGCCAGGCGAUUACUGCAUCACGCUUGAACAUUCAUCCCAUGGAUGGAAGUCGGGACCUGUGGGAACCGACAACAAGUUCGUCGAUGGCAAGUACUGCUUCACACAGACAACCUCCGGUUCUGAUAUCAAGUACGGUGUGGUCGCCAAUUCAACUUCCAAACUCAAUAUUGAGGUCUUCAUCGACUCCAACAUCAAUGGAAACAAGGAUGCCGGAGAGAAGCCUGCCUGGGACUUUGUUGGCAACAUCACCAAGAAGGAUGGAACCCUCGUCAUGCCAAUUACCUUGGACAGCAACACUGGCAAGUGGAGCACUGACCUUACGCCUGGCGACUACUGUAUCACUUUGGAGCACACCAAGAAGUUCUGGCUCACGUCUGUGGUCGGCAACGACAAUAAGUUUGUUGACAACAAGUACUGCUACACUCAAGGCGCCACUGAUAUGAACAUCCUCUACGGAGUCAUGCCCAAGACCAAAUUGAACCUGGAGAUCUUUGACGACUCUAACAAGAACGGCGUCAGGGACGCUGGCGAGCCUGCAUCAUGGGACUUUGUUGGCAACCUAACAAGGGCUGACGGAACCCUUAUCCAGAAUAUUAACUUGACCAACAACGACGGCAAGUGGUCCAUCAAUAUAGAGGUUGGAGACUACUGCCUCAGACUUGACCAUAGUGGCCGAGGAUGGAUCUCAGGCCCAGUUGGCACAGACAACAAGUUCGUCGAUGGCAAAUACUGCUUCUCCACGACCAACGACGCUGACACGAACGUCAAGUACGGAGUCGUUAAGCCAGCAACAUUCAAUGUUGAGAUCUUUGAGGACCAGAACAAGAACGGUGCUAGGGACGCCGGCGAGCCCGCCACAUGGGACUUUGAUGGCACUAUCGCAACUAAGGAUGGUGCAAACAUCAGAAACUUCAAGGUGACAAGCACUGACGGCAAGUACUCCAGUUACCUAGCUCCAGGCGAUUAUUGCAUGACCCUUAUACACACCUCCAAGUUCUGGAUCUCCGGACCAGUUGGCACAGACAACAAGUUUGUCGAUGGCAAAUACUGCUUCACAAUGCCCGCAACCAACUUUGAUAUCAAGUAUGGUGUUAUCAAGUCUUGA
Acytostelium subglobosum LB1 is the source of this 2799-nucleotide messenger RNA. RefSeq lists its product as hypothetical. The coding region runs from base 1 to 2799 and encodes 932 amino acids. NCBI's taxonomy places the organism in Eukaryota, Evosea, Eumycetozoa, Acytosteliales, Acytosteliaceae. The record is from RefSeq and is a predicted model, not a curated record. The transcript is spliced from 3 exons.